This is a messenger RNA of Drosophila arizonae, 994 nucleotides long. RefSeq lists its product as uncharacterized. NCBI's taxonomy places the organism in Eukaryota, Metazoa, Arthropoda, Insecta, Diptera, Drosophilidae. The record is from RefSeq and is a predicted model, not a curated record.
UCUCGCAGCUGGCUAGUAAACGACAAAUGUUUGGAAAUGCAUUUCAUUUAGAUAUUAACAAUUGCUAAUUGAUCAUGUCCAUAUCGGAGCAGCAUCGCUCAGGAUUGCGCGAUCUACUGUGUAAUGAAACAAAUAUACCCGUGCUGCUGCAACUGGCAAGGAGUGUAACAAAAAAUGUGUGCAGCAUCGAUGAGCCCGAGGAGGCUUUAGGUUACCUUAUAACACAGGUCGGCGACACACACAAACUUCUACAUAAGCGACAUAUCACAAAAGAUUUGUUAUUUAGAUACCUGAACACACGUUUACCUGGCACCUCGACAGACUUCACAAAAGCCGAUUUGGUUAUGAAAAUAAUCCAGUAUUGGGACAAACAGUUAAAUGGGGCAGUUUCAAAAGCUCCGGACUCCACUCAUGCGGACGCACCCUUAAUGCAGAUAGCUAACGAACAGGACUACCCAAUACAUCUGAUGGCACGCAAAUUUGGUGAAUGGUUUUUCAACAAGUAUAAUUCUGAUAGCUUAAUUCUGUCCGAUCUCUGGAGCGAUGCAGCUCUGGAGAUGAAAGUCAUUGCGGAUGAUGGAGCCAGCGACUUUGAAUGUUGCAGCGCAGAGCAGGUGCUCGAAUGCCUAGUCAAAGCUAAACAGACAUUUGGCUUCUACUUCAACCCUAACUUAUCGCAUUCUGGUGUCCAAGGACGCAUCGAUCCCUACGGCCAAGUUAUAGUGCUCUGCUGUGGCACACUGCACUCAGCCGAACGCUCUGUGGGUGUAUUCGAGUGCGCCUUUGGACUACUGCGCGAUCCGAACGAAGGCAACAACUGGAAACCCAAGAAAUUCAAGUGUUUGCUGCGCAGCGAACUGAGUCCGCCUCGAUUACACACCUUGGAUGAAAGCAAGACGCUACAAUUAGCAUUAACUCUGCCCACGCCAACUGACGCACUUGACUAGGUGGUUUCAAUUGAACUAUACGACUAUGAAUAACCUAGAAUUAAGGC